AUGCCUCAUCUCGCCGCUCAAGUCCCCGCCGCCAAGGCCCCUCUCGAGGUCCGAGAAAUCGACACUCCCGAGCCUGGACCCAAUGAACUCCUCGUCAAGAACCAGAUCAUCGCCAUCCAGCCAAUCGACGCCAAGAUCGCCAAGGUCGCCAUGCUUCCCCUUCCAUACCCAGCUGUCCUCGGCAGUUCCUUCGCCGGCACUGUCGAGAAGGUUGGUUCAGACGUCAAAGACUUCAAGGUCGGUGACAAGGUUGUUGGCAUGAAGACCGCUGGAGCUAGUGAUAGCAAGUACAGUGCUUUCCAAGAGUACUCUAUCUCAUCGGAUGUCACCACCACAAAGGUUGAUGAUGACGAAACCAUGGAUCUUGCUGUCCGCCUUGUUGGUAACCUUCCUACCAUCCCUGCCAUCUUCAACUAUACCCUCAAGCUGGAGCGACCUGUCCCUGGUCAGGAGCCCAAGUCUCAGGGAAAGCGCAUCUUGAUCUACGGCGGAACCUCCAGUAUCGGAAGCAUGACUGUCCAAUAUCUCACCCAAGCCGGAUACGAAGUCAUCACUACUACCUCGCCCAAGCACAAGGAGUUUGUGUCCAAGCUCGGUGCUUCAAAGAUUAUUGACCAUUCUCAAGAAUCUGAGGCCCUCACUAAGGACUUCAUCGCCGCUGGCCCCUACGAUAUCGUUCUUGACACAAUCUCAACCGGAGCUACAGUCAAGCUUCUCGCAGACGUUGUCGCGGCUCAAGGCGGCGACUCAGUCUAUGCCCUCCAGCCACCCUUUGGUCCCGAGACUCUCCCCACUGGUGUCACACGCAAGUUCGAGGGCUGGUCUCUGCUACUCGGUAAGGAGGAGAAUGCAGAGCUGCUGAAGUGGAUCUUUGGCACAUAUUUCCCCAAGGCGCUUGCUACCAAGAGUCUUAUUUCUGUGCCUGCUCGAAAGGUUCCUGGUGGACUUGGUGGAAUCAAUGAUGCUUUGGGUCUUUUGUUUCCUAAGGGUGUCAGCAGUGAGAAGGUUGUGGUUGACCUUCGGGAUUAA
Molecule: messenger RNA, 1029 nt
Organism: Fusarium mangiferae
Lineage: Eukaryota; Fungi; Ascomycota; Sordariomycetes; Hypocreales; Nectriaceae
Exons: 1
Coding region: 1-1029 (342 amino acids)
Molecular function (GO): oxidoreductase activity, acting on NAD(P)H
Source: RefSeq, a predicted model, not a curated record